AUGACCUUUCUCAUCCUGCAGUUGACGGCAAGGACUCAUAUACAAUCUUAUUAUUGUCACUUUGCUGCCUAGUAUAGCGCUACAGUUACACAGGACAACACUCAAACUAUAUCUAUGCUCUCUUUAGCUUGAUUAUCGCAAGCAUUAGUUAGAUCUAGGGUCAACACAUCUUAUACUACGGAAAUCCAGAAUAUAUACCUGAAGCUCUAAGCCGUUUAAGAACGAGAACCAACUUUCAAAAUGUCGUCCACUUCGUCUUCGGAGCACAGCAGGGUUCUAGGCGGCUACGCUCGCAAACUGUCUAUCACCCCUAAAUCUAGCAUCAACAUUCAUAUCAACAACCAUUAUCACUCUCGAGUCUACACCACCGGAUCGGAAGUAUCAGGACAUGUUACCAUUACACCCCAAACCGAUACGCGAUUCGACACGCUCCAGGUUGUGUUACUCGGAACUAGCAAAACCCGGGUAGACGCCGUAAAUAUUCCCCAGACGACCUCUCACACUUUCUUGAAGCUCAUAAUGCCUAUCCCGGAAUCAUCCUAUCCAAUCCCGCGCGUGUUCGAGGCAGGUCUGACUUAUACGGUACCAUUCACCUUCGUCAUUCCGAGCACCCUCACUCUUAAUGCGUGCAGUCAUCAGGUCGCCAACAAUUCUGUUCAGGACCACCACAUGCGAUUGCCUCCUACUCUUGGUUCUUGGGAAAAGGAUGACUUUGCGCCGCACAUGAGCCGCGUUCAGUACGUGAUCAAGGCACGAGUGUACAAGGAUGAGCCGGCUGAUGAACUGACUAUAAAAGUUAUGGAAGCCGGGCAAGAGAUUAAGGUCUUACCCGCGAUGCCGGAAGAUGCCCCAUUGAGUAUUACCAAGCACGACGAUUUGUACGUUAUGUCGAAGAGUAAGUCGCUACGGAAGACUAUCAUAUCGCCCAAGACAGGAAAGGUGACUAUCACGGCUGCGCAACCCAGCGCAGCUAUGCUAAGUCCCGACGGGCAAACGAUCGCCUCGACUACAGUACCACUCUACCUCGAAUUCGAACCAGCUUCUAUCGACGCACACCCACCGAAAAUAACAGGAAUAUCAUCCAAGGUUACGGCGGUCACGUAUUUCAGCGCCGGCGGCGUCAGCCAGUACCCUAACCUGAAGGAUUGGCACAGCGCAUUCGGCUCCGAAGGCCGCGGCUCGUACUCUGGCACGACAUCCGUUACCACAGGGCCUUUAGAGGAGGUCAAAUGGAGCGGACACCUAACGGCACAGGCUCGACGGGACUCCGGAUACGGCAGCGACAGCCUCUCAUCUGACACAGACCUACCCCCUAGGCCCGCCCCCAAAAAGACCAAGGGCAGUCUCCCAUCCCCGAUAUUCCACGCGGCGCAACUACAAGUGCCGAUUCAACUACCAGUACAGAAGAAAACAUUCGUGCCAACUUUCCACUCGUGCAUCACGUCGCGCGUCUACGUCCUGUGGUUAACAGUUACCGUCGUUUCCGGCGGGUACAGCGCACACCUAACCCUAGGCGUGCCUUUACAAGUCGGUGUCCGCGGCGCGGUCUCGCACCUAGAUAAUACCGCGCUGCCGCCUAGCUUCGAGGAGGUAGAGGAGGCGGAUGCGGACGAGUAUCUGCGCCCGCGCGUCAUGAGCCUUCCUACGAUUAAUUUCGACCAGAACGGGGCGCUGCCAGGCUACGCGGACUUGGAUCACCAUAGACGGAGGACGGUGGUCGCGCACUGAGGUAUGAUUCGAUGACAUCUAUACGCUUUUUUGGUUAUUCUUCUUUUACAUCUACAUUCCUCUUGCCUCGAAAGGCAUUAUGCGGGACUUGAUACCACCUUCGUUUGGGAGCGAUUUGUCUAGGGCGGGGAUUUGGAAAGCGUGGCG
Messenger RNA from Daldinia loculata, 1875 nucleotides. RefSeq lists its product as uncharacterized. The transcript has a single exon. The record is from RefSeq and is a predicted model, not a curated record. NCBI's taxonomy places the organism in Eukaryota, Fungi, Ascomycota, Sordariomycetes, Xylariales, Hypoxylaceae. Bases 241 to 1728 code for a protein of 495 amino acids.